AUUGGGAACAACCCCGAAGCGUGUUUGAGCCACAGUUCCAGGCCAGUCGAGGACUCAUCCCUUGUCUUCCUGUAAAACAAAAGAGAACUUGAAGAGCAGUGAGGUUGGUGUAUAGCGGAGAAGCGUCCUGUACAGUGAGAGUGUAAGGACAUCUCUUCGGCGGUUUCUUCAGACGAUUCUUUUCCACCGUGUGGUUCAUUCAUUCUAAUUCGAAGACCCUAGAGUGCUGAGAAGAAUUUCUUAUAGCCAUGUCUACUACAGUGAAAACCACCAAGUACACGUACAAGUCUAGUACUGGAGGUGCUACCAGUGACGUCACAAUGGAGUACGGAACGGAUAUCGGGGCCUUUACAAGGCUGGAGGACAAAAUACGUCUGCUUCAAGAGGAUUUAGACUUCGAAAGAGAACUCCGACAAAAACUCGAACGCGAGAAAUCCGAAAUUACAUUCCACUUGAUGCAGAUCACUGAACGUUUGGAAGAAGCAGAAGGCUCAAGUGAGUCACAGGUGGAGAUGAACAAGAAGCGCGAUUCCGAGCUUUCAAAGCUGAGGAAACUGCUGGAGGACGUUCACUUGGAGAGCGAGGAAACUGCUCACCAUCUGAGGAAGAAGCACCAGGAGGCCAUCGCUGAGAUGCAGGAUCAGCUGGACAUCGCCAACAAGAACAGGCAGAGAGUUGAGAAAGAGAAGCAGAAGUUUCAAUCUGAAGUUUACGAUCUUUUGGCUCAAGUAGAAAGUGCACAAAAAGAAAGGUUGACCGCCCAAAAGACUGUCGAGAAGCUGGAGGUGACCAUCCAUGAGAUGAACGUACGCAUCGAAGAGCUGAACCGCACGGUAACCGAGGUGACGGCCCAAAGGUCUCGCCUCAGCUCCGAGAACUCUGACCUCAUGAAGGAGGUGCAGGAGCUGAAGGUCUCACUCGACAACACCAACCACAUCAAGACCCAGAUUGCCACCCAACUGGAGGACCUCAGGAGGAAGUACGAAGAUGAAGAAAGGAGACGUUCUGCCCUGGAACAAACAGUACACACUUUGGAGAUGGAAGUCGAAUCAUACAAGGUUCAGUUGGAUGAGGAGACAGAGAUGAAGAUCGACCUUGAAAGACAACUGGUCAAGGUUAAUGGAGAGUGCGCCACCUACAAGACAAAAUAUGAAACAGAAUGCCUGGCUCAUGCUGAUGAGGUUGAAGAGCUUAGACGCAAGAUCGCUCAGAAGACUUCUGAAUAUGAAGAACAGCUUGAAGUUCUCCUCAACAAAUGCAGCUCUCUGGAAAAGGCCAAGUCCAGGCUCCAGAGCGAAGUCGAGGUCCUGGUCAUGGAUCUUGAGAAGGCUACUUCCCAUGUCCAAGUCCUGGAGAAGCGCAUUGUCCAAAUCGAGAAGAUCAAUGUAGAGCUGAAGACCAAGGUUGAAGAGUUGACCGUCGUGUUGGACACUACUCAGCGCGACCUCCGUGGCAAGGUGGCUGACCUCCAGAAAGCUCAACACGAGAACGAGAAGCUCAGGGAUCAGAUAGCCGCCCUUACCAGGGAGAAUAAGAAGCUCACCGAUGAGUUGAAUGAUGCCAAGGCACACCUGGCCGAUGCCAGCCGCCGCAUCCAUGACAUGGACCUCGAGAUCAAGCGUCUGGAGAACGAGCGGGAGGAAUUGAGCAUCGCCUACAGGGAGGCUGAGACGCUUCGCAAGCAGGAGGAAGCCAAGGCGCAGAGGUUGAGCUCCGAACUAGCCUCUGUCCGUCACGACUACGAGAGGAGGCUCACAGCCAAAGAAGAGGAGCUGGACUCACUCAGGAAGCAGACAGCUAUAGAGAUAGAUCAACUGAAUAUGCGUCUGGCCGAGGCCGAGGCUAAGGUGAAGACAGAGGUGGCCCGCAUCAAGAAGAAGAUGCAGGUGCAGAUCACCGAACUCGAGAUGAGCCUGGACGUUGCCAAUAAGCAGAACAUUGACAUGCAGAAGACCAUCAAGAUCCAGUCCACCAAAAUCAUGGAAUUGCAAUCUCACUAUGAUGAAGUUACCCGCCAAUUGCAGCAGAGCAUCGACCAACUGGGUGUCUCCCAAAGAAGGUGCCAGGGACUCACUGCAGAAUUGGAGGAGAUCAGAGUGUCCCUUGAACAGACCCAAAGAGCCAAGCGAACCCUGGAACAAUCUUUGGAUGAAUGCCACACCAAGAUUUCUGAGCUCACCACCAUCAAUGUCAAUCUCACUUCAGCUAAGAGCAAACUGGAGAAUGAGUAUCUCACUCUGCACUCAGACUACGAAGAAAUCUCAAAGGAACUCCGAGUAUCUGAUGAACGAUACAACCGCAUCGUUGUAGAAUUGAAAUCUACCAAAGAUUUGAUGGUAGAGGAGCAAGAACGAGUCCUCAAGAUGGAAUCUAUCAAGAAAUCCCUGGAGCAGGAAGUCAGGACCUUGCAGAUCAGAAUCGAGGAAGUGGAAACCAAUGCUUUGGCUGGAGGAAGACGCGUCGUCAGCAAGUUGGAGGCUAGAAUCCGGGACAUCGAGCUGGAACUGGACGAGGAGAAGAAGCGCCACGCAGAGACCAUCAAGAUCAUGCGCAAGAAGGAACACCGCGUCAAGGAACUGCUCCUGCAGACGGAGGAGGACCACAAGACCAUCACCAUGCUCAACGACGCCGUCGAAAAGCUCACAGAAAAGGUCAAAGUCUACAAGAGACAGCUCACAGAACAGGAAGGAAUGACUGCUCAGAACUUGACCCGCGUCCGCCGCUUCCAGAGGGAGUUGGAGGCCGCCGAGGACCGCGCCGAGCAGGCUGAGAGCAACCUGUCCUUCAUCCGAUCCCGCCACAGGACCAUCGUGACAGGACCGGCAUCCGUCAAACAGGUGUUCGUCACCACCACCGAGGAGUCAUCUAGCAGUACUGCCAACUACUAAAAGACUCUUUGUUGUUGCACGUGAUUUCUUGUUACGUGGAUUUUUCAAAUUCCCAGGUCUGGACCGAGAGCUUUCACGUCUUUCACAAGAUCACUCAAUAAAGUAUCCACCCAUUCUCA
This is a messenger RNA of Argiope bruennichi, 3007 nucleotides long. RefSeq names its product paramyosin-like. Gene Ontology annotation, cellular component: myosin complex. The coding region runs from base 249 to 2888 and encodes 879 amino acids. The transcript has 16 exons. NCBI's taxonomy places the organism in Eukaryota, Metazoa, Arthropoda, Arachnida, Araneae, Araneidae. The record is from RefSeq and is a predicted model, not a curated record.